AUGGCCAAGGGCUUCUACAUUUCCAAGCCCCUGGGCAUCCUGGGCAUCCUUCUCGGGGUAGCCGCUGUGUGCACCAUCGUGGCACUAUCUGUGGUAUAUGCUCAGGAGAAGAACAAGAAUGCAGAGAACUCUAACCCAGGGAACCCCACGUCAGGACCCAUCAGCCCCACCUCAGCCACCACCCCGGCCACCACGUUGGACCCCAGCAAACCGUGGAACGUAUACCGCCUGCCCAAGACAUUGGUGCCUGAUUCCUACAAUGUGACGCUGAGGCCCUACCUUACCCCCAACGACAAGGGCCUGUACAUCUUCAACGGUUCCAGCACUGUCCGCUUCACCUGUAAGGAGGCCACCAAUGUUAUCAUUAUCCACAGCAAGAAACUCAACUACACCGCCCCGCUGACCCUGAAGGGUGUGGGGAGCGCCCAGACCCCUGAAGUUGACACCACGGAGUUGAUUGUGCCCACUGAGUACUUGGUGGUCCACCUGAAGGGCUACCUGGCGGUGGACAGCCAGUAUGAGAUGAGCACCGAGUUUGUGGGCGAGCUGGCGGACGACCUGGCAGGCUUUUACCGAAGCGAGUACAUGGAGGGGGGUGUCAAAAAGGUGGUGGCUACGACCCAGAUGCAAGCCGCAGAUGCCCGGAAAUCCUUCCCCUGCUUUGAUGAGCCAGCCAUGAAGGCCACGUUUAAUAUCACAAUCAUCCACCCCAAGAACCUCACCGCUCUGUCCAACAUGCUGCCCAGAAGUCCCAGUUACCCGCUUAAUGGAGAGCCCGACUGGAAUGUCACUGAGUUCGAUACCACACCCAAAAUGUCCACGUACCUGCUGGCUUACAUUGUCAGUGAGUUCACUGCUGUGGAGAAAAAUACAUCCAGUGGCAUCAAGAUCGGGAUCUGGGCUCGGCCCAAAGCAACCACCGAUGGCCACAGUGACUAUGCCCUGAAUGUGACUGGCCCGAUCCUGGAAUUCUUUGCCCAACAUUAUAACACAAGCUACCCACUGCCAAAAUCCGACCAGAUUGGCCUGCCCGACUUCAACGCGGGUGCCAUGGAGAACUGGGGGCUGGUGACCUACCGGGAGAAUUCCCUCCUGUUCGACCCAUUGUCCUCUUCCAGCAGCAAUAAGGAGCGAGUAGUCACUGUGAUUGCUCACGAGCUGGCCCACCAGUGGUUUGGGAACUUGGUUACUGUGGCCUGGUGGAAUGACUUGUGGCUGAACGAGGGCUUUGCCUCCUACGUGGAGUACCUGGGUGCUGACUACGCAGAACCCAGCUGGAAUCUGAAAGACCUCAUAGUGCUGAAUGAUGUGUAUCGUGUGAUGGCUGUGGAUGCACUGGCCUCCUCACAUCCGCUGUCUUCUCCUGUGGAUGAGAUCAACACACCAGCCCAGAUCAGUGAGCUUUUCGACUCCAUCUCCUACAGCAAGGGAGCUUCAGUCCUCCGGAUGCUCUCCAACUUCCUGUCUGAGGAAAUAUUUAAGAAAGGCCUGGCGUCCUACCUACACACCUUUGCCUACAAGAACACCAACUACCUGGACCUCUGGGAGCACCUGCAGAAGGCUGUAGAUGAGCAGCCAGCACUCCAGAAUCUUCCCGCCUCUGUGCGUACCAUCAUGGAUCGCUGGACCCUGCAGAUGGGCUUUCCUGUCAUCACUGUGGAUACGAGCACAGGAACCAUCAUCCAGGAACACUUCCUCCUUGACCCUGAAUCCAAUGUCACCCGUCCCUCAGAGUUCAAUUACCUGUGGAUUGUGCCCAUCUCGUCUAUCAAAGGCGGUACAGAUCAGAGCAUGUACUGGCUGAAUGGUACCAAGCAAGCCCAGAGUGAGCUGUUCAAAUCAACAAACAAUGAUUGGAUCUUGCUGAACAUCAACGUGACAGGCUACUUCCAGGUGAACUAUGACAUGGAUAACUGGAAGAGGAUUCAAACUCAGCUGCAGACAGAUCCAUUGGUCAUCCCUGUCAUCAAUCGGGCCCAGGUCAUCAAGGACGCCUUCAACCUGGCCAGUGCCCAAAAAGCCCCUGUCACUCUGGCGCUGGACAAUACCCUCUUCCUGAUCCAAGAGAAAGAGUACAUGCCCUGGCAGGCCGCGCUGAGCAGUCUGAGCUACUUCAAGCUCAUGUUCGACCGCUCUGAAGUCUACGGCCCCAUGAAGAACUACCUGAAGAAGCAGGUCACACCCCUCUUCAAUCACUUCAAAAAUGUCACCAAUAACUGGACUCAGCGCCCCGAAAGCCUGAUGGACCAGUACAACGAGAUUAACGCCAUCAGCACUGCCUGCUCCUACGGGGUUCAGGAAUGUGAAGUCCUGGUCUCAGACCUUUUCGCCGAUUGGAUGAAAAAUCCUAAUAACAACCCGAUCCACCCCAACCUGCGGUCCACCGUCUACUGCAACGCCAUUGCUCUGGGUGGAGAGGCACAGUGGGACUUUGCCUGGAGCCAGUUCCAAAAGGCCACAAUCGUGAAUGAGGCUGACAAGCUCCGCUCAGCCCUGGCCUGUAGCAACCAGGUGUGGAUCUUGAACAGGUACCUGAAUUACACCCUGAAUCCUGAUCUCAUCCGAAAGCAGGACGCCACCUCCACUAUCAGCAGCAUUGCCAGCAACGUCAUUGGACAAACGCUGGUCUGGGAUUUUGUCCGGAGCAACUGGAAGAAGCUCUUUCAGGAUUACGGUGGUGGCUCCUUCUCCUUCUCCAACCUCAUCGAGGCAGUUACCCGGCGGUUCUCCACUGAGUAUGAACUGAAGCAGCUGGAGGAGUUCAAGAAGGACAACAUGGAUGUUGGCUUUGGCUCAGGUACUCGGGCUCUGGAGCAAGCCCUGGAGAAGACGAAAGCCAACAUCAAAUGGGUGAAGCAGAACAAGGACUUGGUAUUAAAAUGGUUCACAGACAACGGCAAAUAG
This is a messenger RNA of Chrysochloris asiatica (Cape golden mole), 2904 nucleotides long. It is a transcript of the gene ANPEP, whose product is annotated as alanyl (membrane) aminopeptidase. Gene Ontology annotation, biological process: proteolysis; peptide catabolic process. Gene Ontology annotation, molecular function: metalloaminopeptidase activity; peptide binding; zinc ion binding. Gene Ontology annotation, cellular component: cytoplasm. The coding region runs from base 1 to 2904 and encodes 967 amino acids. The transcript is spliced from 20 exons. NCBI's taxonomy places the organism in Eukaryota, Metazoa, Chordata, Mammalia, Afrosoricida, Chrysochloridae. The record is from RefSeq and is a predicted model, not a curated record.